This is a messenger RNA of Eublepharis macularius, 2061 nucleotides long. RefSeq names its product glutathione S-transferase theta-1-like. The coding region runs from base 1304 to 2032 and encodes 242 amino acids. Lineage: Eukaryota; Metazoa; Chordata; Lepidosauria; Squamata; Eublepharidae. Gene Ontology annotation, biological process: glutathione metabolic process. Gene Ontology annotation, cellular component: cytoplasm. Gene Ontology annotation, molecular function: glutathione transferase activity. The transcript has 5 exons. The record is from RefSeq and is a predicted model, not a curated record.
GGAAGCUGACAAGUGUGUCAGGCGUCACUUGUAGCUUGGCUCUGAGUGAACAUACCAAACUGCUUUCUAGUGACUCAGACCACUGGGUCUAGUACAGCAGCAGCUCACUGUGCAUGUGUGGGCACAAGUAGACAGCAAUACAGCAGCCAGUAAUAUGUCACAAGUGUAAUCAGCUCUUAAACACUUUGAUUUGGAUACUAGGGUUUCUGCUCAAUCCCUUCUGAUUCCACUCUUCAUUGUAUCACCGUCCCCUGGGGCAUUUUUACGCACAGGCCCAUAAUGCCCAUCAUAGAGCUUUUUGGUGGGCCUCUCUUCCUUUUUUCACCACUGGAUACAGCUCUUUGAAACUGCAUAUAAUAACUGCAGGUGUAGGUGACAAAAAUGGCAGUUGACUCCCUCAGAUCAAGUUGCUGACAGCUGUGAGGCCUAUCCCUUGGCAACAUAGGACUCCUGUUCAUUAGACGAAUCAGUAGCCUAAAAUGACGCAAGCUUUUGAUUUUCACAGAAAUCCUUCAACACAGGCUCCUACUUUCAUGCUGUGCUGUUUCUAAAGGCAGGACACACAUUUUAAGCAAAAGGCGAUCUAGCUAGCAGCCAAGCCAGUCCUGUCUUCACAAGAGUUAAGGUUGCCAAUUCCAGCCUUCAGGUUGCCAGCUCCAGAACUUCCUAGGGACAUGUAAGCACUGCCUGGGGAAGAGAAAGUUUAGGGCAGGAGCUCAAUCUAAUUUGUCCUCUGCAGCUGCCAUUUCCUCCAGAGGAAUAGAUCUUUGUAGUUGUAAUACCAGGAUAACUCCAGGCCCCACCUUGAGCUUAGUAAUCCUAACAAAAGAUCCAUCACAGUGCACAGUGUGGGUCCCCAACAAAAGUGCAACAUUUUCCCUUUCUGAAGGGAAUGACUGAAGAUGAUUUUUUCUGGAUUUCACUGAAAAAAUCAGGUCUUCUGGUGGCAAUACAUUUCACCUCUCUUUAUUUCCUCAUCCGUGACCAAUUUUAUGUUUUCUAAUGGUCAAAGCAAAGGCCCUAAUCAGACCCUCUUGUUUGCCAUGUCCACUUUCCCUCCUCCCAAUAAAAAAGAUGACCUUAGACUGAGACCUGUGGGGCCAGGAAUGACCGUUGCUAAGGUUAAAGGACAACCAGAUCAGCAGCAUCCACCACACUGUCCUCUGAUUGGUUUGUUAGACUCUUUCAGCUCAGGCGGUUUAUCUUGCAGGCCAAUCAGAAGCUUAGGAACGUGUUUCUGUUGGUCCCGCUGGUGGGGGAAGUCACACAACUGGACUCUUGCGGUUAGCUGCCUCCUGCUGGGAUGGUGUUGGAACUCUACUUAGACCUACUCUCCCAGCCCUGCAGGGCAGUCUACAUCUUCGCCAAGAAGAACAACAUCCCUUUCAUGGUGAAAAACAUAGAGAUGCUUAAAGGGCAGCAGUUCAGUGAAGAAAUUAACAAGGUGAACAUCCUAAGGAAAGUACCAGUUCUGAAAGAUGGAGAUUACACAUUAGAGGAAAGCACAGCCAUCCUACUAUACCUGAGCCGAAAGUACAACACGCCCAGUCAUUGGUACCCCCCUGACAUGAAGAAACGGGGUCGUGUCGAUGAAUAUUUGGCCUGGCAACUCAGCACCAUCCGACCAAGUGCUUCUAAAAUCUUAUGGCUCAAGGUGGUGAUCCCUCUCUUCUUGGGUCAGCAAAUACCCCCUGAGAAACUGCAAGAUGCAAUCGAAGAUCUGACCAAUUCCAUGCGGAAACUGGAGGAGAAAUUCCUGCAAGACAAGCCCUUCAUUGUCGGAGCGGAAAUUUCCCUGGCGGACCUAGUGGCUAUUGUGGAGCUCAUGCAGCCCCUGGGAGCUGGCUGGGAUAUCUUUGAGAGCCACCCGAAACUCCUCGAGUGGCGCAGGAGGGUCGAGGCUGCUGUGGGGAAGGACCUCUUCAUGGAAGCGCACGGGCGGAUCCUGAACGCCAGCGAGCUGAAGAACAUCCGCAUCGAUCCCCCCCUGCAAGCACAAAUGAAGCCCAUGCUGCUGAAAAUGCUGAAAUAAACUGGGCCGCCAGCGGCCUGUCACGCGCA